AUGAAAACGAAGAAAAAGGGAGAAGAUGAAGUAGGAAGGAGGCUUAAAGUAGUGGUUAAGAAUUUACUGAUAACAGCUAAUGUAUAUUAUGAGAACAAAGGACGCAAAACAUGGAACGACGGAAGAAAAGAGGAGGAGCGAAGGAAAAUAUGGCAAUUGCGGCCUAAGGAGAUAGAUGAAGAAAUAAGGGCCAUUAAGGGGGGGGCAAGAAUAAAGACAAAGCAGAAGAACACGGAACCAAGAGGCGCCAAGAAGGGGGGAACAAUAGAACAUAAGAAUAACCAAAAGAAUCCGAAUUAUAGCGAAAAGUAUUCCUCUAGAGCAAUAAAAGAUAUCAGGAAUAUACAACACUACCUUAUCCCUAACGCUGCCAAUGAGGGGAAAGCCAAGUUGAUAUGGCAGAAGAUCCAGGCAGCUGAAGUGGAAGGGGAAGAAUUAAUCGUACCAAAGCAGGAGUGGGAAAAAAUGGAAGUAUCACGAAAUACAAAACACCAAAACGAGGGAUAA
Molecule: messenger RNA, 507 nt
Organism: Plasmodium inui San Antonio 1
Lineage: Eukaryota; Apicomplexa; Aconoidasida; Haemosporida; Plasmodiidae
Exons: 2
Coding region: 1-507 (168 amino acids)
Source: RefSeq, a predicted model, not a curated record